This is a messenger RNA of Anopheles aquasalis, 1351 nucleotides long. RefSeq lists its product as uncharacterized. Gene Ontology annotation, cellular component: plasma membrane. Lineage: Eukaryota; Metazoa; Arthropoda; Insecta; Diptera; Culicidae. Gene Ontology annotation, biological process: long-term memory. Gene Ontology annotation, molecular function: protein binding. The record is from RefSeq and is a predicted model, not a curated record.
UCGCCAUCAUCAUCGCCAUCCCGCGUGCCAGCUGAUAACACCGGAAUCCAGUUUACACUGUUCCACCGUAGAAGUAAGGCGCAAAAAAAAAACCGAACCGGACAAUCGAUGCAUUGGUCGCUCGUCAUUCUGUUUCUCUCCACAGCCAGCGGACUGGCGACUGCACGGUACGCGAAACGCGCACUCGAUUGCACAAGAUGGUACCGCAAUUUGACAUGCUUCAUCGAGGAUCGAACCAUCCUAUCAACGUCGUCGGAGGAGGAAGGCGACGAUCACCAGUCGCCGCCGGUCACCUUUCCCGCCCAAGCCGCACAGCUCAUCCUCGAUUCGUGCGUUGUUUUCCCCUUUUCCGUCCAGCUGUUUGCGGCACUUGACGGUGGCAGCACCGCUUUCCUCACGCUCAAGGGCGGCUACGUACCGGUAGUUGCCUUUCGCUCCGACAGCCUCAACUCGCUGCGCAUCGAUCAUACCAACCUGCACGACUUUACCAUCAGUCCGGUGGAGAAUCGUAACCUCAACACGCUGAUCGUCAGCGGCAAUCCGUUGGCGGCGGUGCCACCGACCGUUCGCUACCUAACGGGCCUCUCGAUUCUAGAUCUCUCCAACAACGAGCUGGAAAGUGUCAGCCUGAACUGCUUCGAAUCGAUGGGCAACCUGCUGGUGCUCGAUCUGUCCGCGAACCGUAUCGCCCGGGUUGACCUGCUUCCGACGUUACGCCUACCGCGGCUCAAGAACUUGUGGAUCAAUCAGAACCGUCUGCGCGAGCUGAACCACUUCCCGGACUUUGCGCCCCAGCUGCACCGGGUCCGGCUGAUCGAAAACCGGUGGAGCUGUGCCUGGGUGCAGCGGGUAAGGGCGGCCAUCUGGGUGGCAGAUGUGCAGGUGUACGGUGCCGAGUACGGCUGCCCGGAGAAGGUAGACGGUGGGCUUUGCUGUUACGAUGAGUGCGAUGAGUGCGAUGAUGAUGAGCGGACAGAGAGGCGAUACCAGAUUGUGAAUGUAAACAGCGAACCAGAGGAGGCAUCCGUUGAGUUAGUUGAACUACAAACGACACCGCCAGCGCCUCGACGGGAUGACGGAUGGGGGGACAAUCGAUUGAAGCAACCCCAUGAGGUGACGGAACAGCAUCAUCGUGGUGCAGGCGAUAGGGAGCCACCUCACGGCAGCCAUUUUAUGGAUACCGUUUGGCAACUCGAGUCGACGGUCAAACGGAUUGAAGCGGAACUGAACGGACGGCGGUCGGGCUGAGAAGCGUUUUGUGUUAAAUGUUAGUAGAAUAGUUCUAGUAGCUUAGAUGAGUUGAACGCGUUUGAAAUACACCUUUUUCCCACCCUUUUCCCCAUCACCAGUA